Colias croceus (clouded yellow) is the source of this 1323-nucleotide messenger RNA. RefSeq names its product mitochondrial amidoxime-reducing component 1-like. Gene Ontology annotation, molecular function: catalytic activity; molybdenum ion binding; pyridoxal phosphate binding. Bases 144 to 1142 code for a protein of 332 amino acids. The record is from RefSeq and is a predicted model, not a curated record. The transcript has 8 exons. Lineage: Eukaryota; Metazoa; Arthropoda; Insecta; Lepidoptera; Pieridae.
UCCCUAAUUUACACAAACAAUUCCAAUUUCCAGUUUUAAUCAGAACUCUUGAGUGAUCUGCACUGAUAACAGUCUUGAAGUGAAGAGAUAUUAUUAGAGCAACGUAUUACGUUAGGUUAUAUUAAAUUGAAAUAAAAUAAAUAAUGUCUUAUAAAGGUUCCUACACAACAGCUGCGAUUGCUUCUGUCGGAGUAAUCGGCGGUGCCUACGCAGCUUACCAUAUCUACAAUAAGUUACAGAAACCAAAGUUGCCGGAGGAAUGGAGACAAGUCGGUACUUUGAAAAACCUAUACAUCUAUCCGAUCAAGUCUUGUGGUGCAGUCGUUAUAAAUUCAGUAGAAUGCACUUUACUAGGAUUGAGAAGUGGAUGGCUGCGGGACAGAGUCCUUAUGAUAGUGGACAGCAAAUAUAAUUUUGUGACUGCAAGAGUUUACCCUGAUUUGCUUCAUGUAGAACCUACAGUUAACAACUCUGUCCUUACUAUGAAGCAUCAUGAAAUGGGAACUUUGUCAGUGAAUUUGGCUGAGGUGACUGCUUUACAAUCUCCUAAAACCGCAACUGUGUGGUCUGCACCAGUGCCCGUUUAUGAUUGUGGAGAUGAAGCUGCCGAAUGGUUUUCAAAACUAUUGGAUAAGCCUCCUGCAACCAUGAGACUGGUAUAUUAUGCAUCGCAAAACUGCCGAAGUAGUAAAUUUCACAACAAACUGUACAAAUUCGGCAAAAAUGAUACGGGAGCCUUUACUGAUGAGGUUUCGUACCAUUUAAUUAACGAAGCUUCUGUUGACGAAUUAAAUACAAGGUUGACCGACUGUGUAGCGUCCCAUAAACACUUUAGACCAAACUUCGUGUUAGACGGCGCCCAACCUUAUGAUGAGGACAAUUGGAAGUUUGUGAAGAUAGGUGAAAACAUUUUCGAAGUCAUUAAACCAUGCACCAGAUGCAUAAUGACCACAAUCGACCCAGAAACAGGAUUGCGUCACUCAAGAGCUGAGCCAGUGGAAACAUUAAAGACCUAUCGUCAGAUAGAAGACCCGGUGCUUCGGAAGAGUGAGAAAAACUCUCCCCGCUUGGGAUUACAGAUGGCCCUGCGUUCCCCACCAGGCGGCCGUAUUUCAUUGAACGAUCCCAUUUACGUCGCAUAAAAUUUAUAACAUUCCAUUUUACAAAUAUGCUUCUAUAUCGUUCAAAGAUUUUUAUUUUGUUAAUCUUUUUUAUGUUUAUUUUCGGUUAUAUAAGCUUCAAGCUUAACGGUAAGACUGUAUUCAAAAAUCAAAAUACGGUCGGUUCACAUAAUGUAUAAAAAUAAAAUCAUAUGUUAACCAA